Molecule: messenger RNA, 688 nt
Organism: Prorocentrum cordatum
Lineage: Eukaryota; Dinophyceae; Prorocentrales; Prorocentraceae
Source: the annotation of a GenBank genome assembly
AGGUCGGGGGGCUACCCGAGCUCCUCGAGCAGCUCCAGCUCGGCUCCGGUCGCGGCUCCCCUGGCGGCCGCUGGGCGCAGCCAGGGCGCCGCGCGGCUGCUGGCCGACGACGCCGCCCGGCGCCGCGCCGGCAGCCAGGAGGUCUCCGGCGGCGCUCUGGCCGCGGGGGGGAGGUCGGGGUCUGGCGGCACGGACGUCGACAAGGCAUACGACGACAUUGACAAUCUUCUCACGGGCUUGAAGGAGAAGGGCCAGGUCAUCAACAGAACCCUGGAUCAUCACAACGAGAUGUUGCCAGGGAUCACUAAGAAGGUGGAGCGAGACCAGGAACGGCUAAGAAAGCAGCAGGAUACGAGACGAUGAAGAAGCAGUUCCGGUGACGCCCCCGGCGGCGGCAGCGGGGUGGGGCAAGGGGACGGGCAGCCCUCGCCUCCCCUCGGCCCCGACCUUUCCCGCGGGGCCAGCCCGGCCGCCGGUAGCGGCCGACGCCGUCUUUGCGGCCCUUCGCACCCGCGGGCGUCUGCGCCGAUCCCUGGCCAGAGGAUGGGUGCGCGUGGCGGUCAUCGGUACCUUCUCUCGUCUUCCCAGUCGGGGCCCUCGGCCGGGCGCGCUCCCCGCUCUGCCGCCCAGUCACGGCACUCGCGCGGCAAAAGACGCCGCCGCCACUUCCGCCGCCGCCGCCGCCGCC